CGCUCAGAAUCUCCUUCAAUCUAGUAUAUAAUCAUUCCAACGAUUUUUCAUCUAUUCUCACUUCAUCGCAAUUCAAAAUCUUCCAUUUCCCACUUUCACACCAAAUUCACAGCAACAAAUCUAGGGUUCGAAAAUGGACGCAAGCACAAAGGCAACGAAGAAAGGAGCAGGAGGAAGAAAAGGCGGAGGACCAAGGAAGAAGUCGGUAACAAGAUCAAUCAGAGCCGGACUUCAAUUCCCAGUGGGAAGAAUCGGCCGUUACUUGAAGAAAGGUCGAUAUGCUCAACGUGUCGGCACCGGUGCUCCUGUUUACUUAGCCGCUGUUCUUGAAUAUCUUGCUGCUGAAGUUCUUGAAUUGGCUGGUAAUGCUGCUCGUGAUAACAAGAAGAAUAGGAUUAUUCCAAGGCAUGUGUUGUUGGCUGUGAGGAAUGAUGAAGAGCUUGGGAAAUUGCUUGCUGGUGUUACCAUUGCUCAUGGUGGUGUUCUUCCUAAUAUUAACCCUGUUCUUUUACCUAAGAAAAGUGAAAAACCUGUUAAGGAGCCUAAAUCUCCUUCUAAGGCUAAAAAGUCUCCUAAGAAGGCUUAGAUUAGGUUUCUGUGAUCUAGGGAAUCAGAUUUAAUGAUUUGAAUGAAUGUGAUAAUUGAUGACUAAACGAUUUGAUUUUAAAACCGAAUGAUCCUUUUAACCACGGUAGACGGUUCAAAGAGAGCAGUUGACAACGUCUGCUCCAAUUUUGGUUUAGUUGAUUGAAUUGUUUUUGGCUUAAGCAACAAUAUCUUUAUUGUUAGACGUGUAAUUCAACUAUGUUGAAUCAAAUCAAUUUAAGUA
This is a messenger RNA of Medicago truncatula (barrel medic), 829 nucleotides long. Its product is annotated as probable histone H2A.1. Lineage: Eukaryota; Viridiplantae; Streptophyta; Magnoliopsida; Fabales; Fabaceae. Bases 134 to 586 code for a protein of 150 amino acids. Gene Ontology annotation, molecular function: protein heterodimerization activity; structural constituent of chromatin; DNA binding. Gene Ontology annotation, cellular component: nucleosome. The record is from RefSeq and is a predicted model, not a curated record. The transcript has a single exon.